AUGUCUGGCUACGAUCAGUACAACCAGCAGGGCGGCCACUACGGCCAAGGCCAGCAGGGCUACGGUCAACAGGGCUACGGUCAACAGGGCUACGGUCAGCAGGGCUACGGUCAGCAGGGCUACGGUCAACAGGGCUACAAUCAGCAGAGCUACGGACAGUCUUCUGGAUACGAUCAGGGAUACAACAGCCAUAGCGGUAGCUCCGGCUCUGGUGCCGCCAACGACUACUACGGCGGCGGCGGACAGUCCGAGCACCACCAGCAGUCUUACGGUGGUCAGCAGCACUAUGGCCAGCAGCAAGGAUAUGGUCAGCAGGGUGGAUACGAAGGUUCUGGUGAACAGGCUCCCGGCGGUGCUCAGGAGGGUGAACGUGGCCUCAUGGGUGCUCUUGCCGGUGGUGCGGCCGGUGGCUUCGCUGGCCACAAGGCUGAUCACGGGUUCCUCGGUACAAUUGGUGGAGCGAUCAUGGGUUCCAUCGCGGAGGACGCCAUGAAGAAGUACAAGGGGAAGAAGGAGCAUGAGCAGCAGCAGCAAGAGUAUGGCGGCUACGGUGGCAGCCAAUAUGGUGCCCCUCACUCUCAGCAGGGUGGUUCCGGUAUGAUGGACCAACUUGGUGGCUUCUUCAAGAAGUAG
Aspergillus oryzae RIB40 is the source of this 633-nucleotide messenger RNA. RefSeq names its product putative high expression lethality protein Hel10 (gene hel10). The transcript is spliced from 2 exons. The record is from RefSeq and is a predicted model, not a curated record. Lineage: Eukaryota; Fungi; Ascomycota; Eurotiomycetes; Eurotiales; Aspergillaceae. Gene Ontology annotation, cellular component: outer membrane. The coding region runs from base 1 to 633 and encodes 210 amino acids.